GUUGUACUACGCUAACCAGAGUCGCGUAUCACGAUAUCAGCUAUGUCAUUGCGCUUCAAUCCAAGCCAUCAUUACUCUCUCACGCUUACAAACUUUAUUUUGCAAGCAAUCGACCGGUACAAUGCCCUAAUUCUUUACUCUGAGCACUCCCGACAACCGGCAGCAUUUAGAGUGUUGCUGCUGGAAUUUAGUAGUAGGCACUAAGCUUGCCGAUGGAAAGUUCUUACGCGUUUACCUGUCAGUUAUGCCGCGCAAGGCUGACGCUCGUGGGAAGUCUCGAGGCUGCCCCUGGAACGGAAUCAGCAGCAUGGGUGGGAGGUCGUGGCUUGCUUGUGCCUCCUCACUUGCAAGCGAGCGUGUUUGACCACUCCAAUGUGGAUGAGUCCUUCAUUGUGCUGGACGGCAAGCGGCAAGGACCCGCCACCUCCCCCCUCAACCAGCCCCUGCCCUCCGGCCACCCCCACGCUCACCUGCACCCCCAUCCGGCUUCGCAGCACCCGCACCUGCCCCCACACCUGCAGCCCCCGCCCCACGCGCGCGGCCUGGAGGAGUCCUUUGUCAUGCUGGGCGCGGCCUCCGUGCUGCGACCGCCCCCAGGCCUGCACCCGCAGCAUCCCCAAUCCCACCCGCACCCCCAUGCAGCACAGCAGCAGCCGCACCAUCACCCGCCGGGGCUGAGCCCGCUGCACCUGCAAGCCCUCCAGCAACAGCAAGCGAUGAUGCAGCAACAACAGCAGCCGCAGCAGCCACAGCCACCUAGCCAGCUGCUGCCACCGCAGCAGCUACAGCAGCAGCCAUCGCUGCCGUCUGCGCCAUCCGCAGGCCCCCACUCCCAGCCGCCCUCCUCCUCAGCUCCCAUCUCCAUCCAACCUCUUCCUCCUCCCCACCACCAGCAGCAGCAACCCUACCCCCACCCCCACCAACAACACGCCCUACCACCGCAGCAGCAGCAACCAGCCUCCCCUCCGCAGCCAACCCCGCUGGCUGGGCCCUCCCGAAGAGGCAUCACCACCACCACCGUCUCCUCCUCCGGCUCAGCCGGGGGUGCGAAUGCUGCGGGUCCAGGAGGCGGAGCAGGAGCAGGGCCCCUGUCCGGCAGCCCGGCAGCGGAUACCGGGGACGGCCACCCUCCUCCCCGCGGUGGCCCGGGGCGAGUCAGCAGCGGCGGUGAGGGAGGAGCCUGCGGCAGUACAGGUGGAGGAGGAGGCGGAGGAGGAGGAGGGGGAGCUGCCGGGUCGGGGCUGGAUGCCAAGCUGCAGGCGCUCGCACAGCUGUUUGAGCUGGCCUCCACCAACACGCAGGUGGAUCACCCGCUGUGCAUGGACUGCGUGGGACAGCUGAAGGAGGAGAUGGAGGCGCAGAUUGCAGAAGCGGAACGGGAAAUCGCGGCCUACAGCGCCUGCCUAGCCCAGCUGGAGGGCGCAGCGGGGGCCUCUCCGCAGGCGGAAGGGCAGGCCAGCGACGAGGGCGAGGUGGCGGCAGCAGCAACGGAGGGUGCGGAGGCGACUGUUGCCUUGCUUGGCGGUGGAAACGGCGGUGGGGCGCUACUGCUGCCGGGUGGUGGUGGUGGCCGGGUUAGUGGUGGUGGUGCUGGUGUCAGUGGUAGCGGUGGCGGUGUGUGUAGGGAGGCUGAGGAGUACCAGUUGGAGGAGAUCAGCCGACUGGAGCAGGAGCGGGACCAGGAGAGGGCUCGCGCAGAGGUGCUGGAGGCCGAGCUGGCCGCCGUGGUUUCGGAGCUGUCCUGCCUGUCGUCCGCCGCCGCCGACCUGGACAGCCUGGAGGAGCGCUACUGGCACGAUGUGAACGAGCUGGAGCUGCUGCUGCGGCACCACGGGGAGGAGCGGGGGGCGCUGCUGGCGCGGAUAGACCGGGCGGGGCAGCGGCUGCAGCUUCUGAGGAACACGUCGGUGCUGCACGACGCAUUCCAGAUAUGGCACGACGGCCCGUUCGGCACCAUCAGCGGCUUCCGUCUGGGCCGCACCCCGGAGGUGCCGGUGGAGUGGGACGAGAUCAACGCGGCGUGGGGGCAGGCGGUGCUGCUGCUGCACACCAUGGCGCAGAUGACCAAGCUGCAGUUCAGCCAGCACCGGCUGCAGCCGCUGGGCUCCCACCCGCGCAUCUCCGACAAGCGCUCCACCUACGACCUGUUCGGGCCCGUGUCCAAGCUCUGGUCCGCCAACUACGACCGCGCCAUGGUGGCCUACCUGGCGUGCCUGCGGGAGUUCGGGGAGCAUGCGCGGCGCAAGGACGUGCAGGACGGCAAGCCCACGCAGUUCAACUUCCCCUUCCCAAUCGACGGCGACAAGGUCAACACCUACACCAUCAAGCUCACACUCAAUAAGGACGCCAAGUGGACCAAGGCGCUCAAGUUCAUGCUGGCAAACCUUAAGACCGCGCUGCAAUGGUGCGUCAGGCAGGAUCAGUCGCAAGAUGUGCCGCAGCUGCAACAGUUGCAGCAGGAGGGACCGCAGCUGGUGUCGCAGCCUUGAGCAUGCUGCCGUCAUCCGGGCUGCGCUUUGCAUACAUCACAUGUCGCUAUGCAGUAAUGCAAUUACCUAGUUGAUUGACAGCUUUAGUGCAGGAUGGAAGCCAUCCCAUAGCUUUCUCUAGCUUAUCUUCUUCCGGCUCCUCGACUUCUGUGUUGGUGGAAACGUAAUCCGGGAGCGUAAGCAUGUAAUUGGGUUCUAAAUGGCCAUGGCGUUAGAUCGGUAGAUGAUCUGUUACAUCGUAAUGCACAGGGUACGAUGGGAGCGUGCAGGACAAUGGUCUGUGUGGAAGCCGCAUACGCCAUGCAGACGCGAGGACCCGUAAAAGGCCUCCAUGGUGUAUUCCUUGUAAUAUAAGCUUUACAACUAUAAAUCUACUAUACGCUUGGUCGUAUAUAUCAACCUGACAAUAGGCUCACGUUAUACCUGACAACUUGGCCACGUUGCUCCACGAUUUUCCCCUGUAACUCUUUUAGCAGUGAAUACGCAAGUUGGGAUAGCCCCUUACUGGUUCAUUGGCCUCAGGGAAUAACCCUUAUCAGCUUGGCGUCUCGGGCAUCUCGUUCUGUCCUUUGGGAAUAGAUUGCGCACUUCGCUAUCCAUAGUAUACAGCAGGUCACGUAGAAAUGUUGCGGCGUGGGGCACAGCGGCUUCAGCUGCUGCUUCAGCAGCAUCCAGGGCUCGCCAGUGAGGAGGCUUUGCUUGCUGAGCGCCUGCUCUCAGGACGUCUGGCUGGCCCAUCGAGCAGCCCCUAUACAUUAGAUGCUGCUUUUGGGUUGACCCGGUUGUUUACAAAGCAAGCAGUCCGUAAGGGCAUGCUCACCAGUCACUCGGUGUUCCUGAGCGGCCUUCUGAAGCAGGAGGAGGGCUUCUUUGCAAAGGUUUUCCAACGAGCUAUGGGCAGCAAUGCCCCACGGAAAGGCUUUGAGAACUUCAUGCCACGGACGGCGGGUGCUUCAAAGGCAACAAAGACGCCCAAGGCGGAGGGCAGCGGCGGCGGCGGCAACCAGAAAGGCAACGAGGGAGGGUCAGACCCCGACGCCCAGAACGCCUGGUACCGGCUCUUCAACAUGCUCGCGCUGCUGGCCGCCGUCAUGUACUUGUCGUACGGACGGGACGGCGGCAACCGCCAGGGCGGUGGCCGUACGGCGGAGAUCAGCUUCCAGGAGUUCCGCAACCGCCUGUUGGCGCAGGGCGUGGUGACGCGACUAGAGGUGGCUAACGGCAACCUGGUCAAGGUCUACGUCCGCGCGGACGCCACCGAGGAGGUGCACGGCGCCCCCGGAGCCGCCAUGGCCCCCCAGCAGCACGAGGAGGUGUUCUACACGGACGCGCGCGCAGCUCCCGGCGCUGCGUCGGGUGCAGGCGCUGCUGCUGCUGCGGGUGCGGGUGCCGCUGCUGCGGGCGGAGUGCUGCGGUACUACUUCCACAUCGGGUCGGUGGACUCGUUCGAGCGGAAGCUGGAUGAGGCGCAGCGGGAGCUGGGCAUCCCGCCGCACAUGGCGCUGCCUGUAAAGUACGUUGACGAGGUCAGCCUGCUGAACGUGCUGGUUGACGUGGCUCCCACGCUGCUGCUCAUGGGCGCCACCUACUGGCUCAUCAGCCGCCAGAUGCGGCAGAUGACGGGCAUGGGCGGGCUGGGCGGGCGCGGCGGGCUGGGCGGGCGGAACAGCAAGGGCGGGCAGGGCGGUGCGGCGGGCUUCUUCGGAAUGUCCAAGGCAAACGUGUCGUUCAUGGAGAAGACGAAGGACAAGGUCAUGUUCAAGGACGUGGCGGGGUGCGACGAGGCCAAGGUGGAGAUCAUGGAGUUCGUGGACUUCCUGAAGAACCCCAACAAGUACAAGGACCUGGGAGCCAAGAUCCCCAAGGGAGCGCUGUUGGUUGGUCCCCCCGGCACCGGCAAGACGCUGCUGGCCAAGGCCACCGCGGGCGAGGCGGGUGUGCCCUUCCUGUCCAUCUCGGGCUCCGACUUCAUGGAGAUGUUUGUGGGAGUGGGACCCGCGCGUGUGCGUGACCUGUUCGCGCAGGCCCGCAACCAGAACCCCUCCAUCAUCUUCAUCGAUGAGAUCGACGCCAUCGGUCGCGCGCGUGGUCGCGGGGGCGGCAUGGGCGGCCACGAUGAGCGCGAGAACACCCUCAACCAGCUGCUGGUGGAGAUGGACGGCUUCGCCACCACCACCGGGGUGGUGGUGCUGGGGGGCACCAACCGCCCGGACAUCCUGGAUAAGGCGCUGCUGCGACCCGGGCGGUUCGACCGCAUGAUCACGGUAGACACGCCCGACAUCAAGGGCCGCGAGCAGAUCUUCCGCGUGCACCUGCAGAAGCUCAAGCUGGUCAAGAGCCCCGACUACUACGCGGAGCGGCUGGCGGCGCUCACCCCCGGCAUGAGCGGUGCCGACAUCGCCAACGUAUGCAACGAGGCGGCGCUGCAUGCGGCGCGCAAGAACCUGGAGGCGGUGGACAUGGCCAACUUCGAGGCCGCCAUCGACCGUGUCAUUGGCGGCCUGGAGAAGAAGAACAAGGUCAUCUCCAGCGAGGAGCGGCGCACCGUUGCCUACCACGAGAGCGGGCACGCGGUGGUGUCCUGGUUCCUGGAGUACGCGGAGCCGCUGCUCAAGGUGUCCAUCGUGCCGCGAGGAACCGCCACGCUGGGAUUCGCGCAGUACCUGCCCAACGAGAACAUGCUGCUCACGAAGGAGCAGCUGCUUGACCGCGUGUGCGCCACGCUGGGCGGUCGUGCCGCUGAGCAGGUGAUGCUGGGCAAGAUCAGCACGGGCGCGGUGAAUGACCUGGAGCGCAUCACGCAGAUGGCGUACUCACAGGUUGCCGUGUACGGCAUGAACGAGAAGGUUGGCCUGGUGUCCUUCCGCAUGGACCGGGAGGCCUUCGACAAGCCCUACUCCGACGAGACGGCGCGGCUGAUCGACGAGGAGGUGCGCGCCUUUGUGGACAUGGCCUACAAGCGCACGGUGGCGAUGGUGGAGCAGUACCGGCCGCUGAUCGAGGCGAUGACGCAGGAGCUGCUGCACAAGGAGGUGUUGAACCUGGACGAUGUGGAGCGGCUGCUGGGCCGGCGCCCCUUCCAGUCGCAGGAGCUGCGCAACAUUGACCGCUUCAGGCACGGCGCCAGCGGGAAGGCCGCGGAGGAGGGAGAGGCGGAGAAGGUAGCGGAGAAGGCAGCGGAGGAGGAGGGUGGCAACGGGGAUGAGGAGCAGAAGGACGAGGAGGGUGGGAGUGGCGGCGAUGAUGAGGCGCCUCGGAAGAAGAAGGGCGGUCGCAGGCCUGGUCUGAUUGUGGCGACGUGAGCGGCGCAUGUGUGAGGAAGGAAGGGGGGUUGGGGGUUGCUGAUGUGGGUGGGGGGAAGGGUUGUAAUCAUGUAACGGAUGGUUGGUGGGAGGGGUGUGGGAAGACGAUGGCUGUCGUCUGAUGGUUUGAGAGCGAGCGACUGGACAGCAGGAGGGCGCGAGAGGUGGGGUGGAGGAAUCAGGGGCGUCAUGCAGGUGUGUGUGCUUCUGCCACUGCGGCUUGUGUGCGCUGCUACUGCUGUCCAGGUUGGCUUACCUUUUGCGUACGGAAGCGUCACUGUUGGUGACAUGCCUCAGGUUGUCUUCGUUGUCGGUACGGGUUAACUUGCUGCGAAAGACAAGGGUCACAUACGCCGGGUGGGGGAGGCUUUCUCCUGUGUUUGCGUGGACCUGCUUGUGUUGGAAACGCCGGGGCCCACGAGGCAUCGCACCUCGUUCAUGCGGGUGCAGGAAGUCACGCGAUGGGUUUCUCGCCGCUAGCUAAAUGCGCCAUGACUCUCCUAUGUUGUGUGUUUUGAAAACCUGUACAUCCUGUGUGGCCAAAUUGGUUGUGCAUGUUUGUUGAGGACGUGUUGGGUGUGAAAGGCAGCGUGUCGCUGCUCCGCGGCCCCAAUUUCGCUGGCAGCAACCCACCUUGGAAGUGCUCUCGCUUUCCUGGUUUCGUUGCGGUCUCUUUUGUGCGUGUGUUGCAUCGUCUCCUUUCCUGUUUUGUUCAAUUGUGUUUUUUGCGCCGUGGUUGGGCUGGCCUGGCUACGUGUCAAAGGAGGGCAAGGGGGUGAACAGUUGUUGCUGGUGUGGUCGUUUGGAUGCUGAAACCUCACGAACUCCAGUGCGUGGCUCGCCGUGAAACCGUUGCGCAUAAGAAUCGGGAUCUUGCGCUGUUAGAAGCUGUAUAUCAGGAGCUGUAUAAGCUAUGAAGGACCUCGUCUGACGCGGCUGCAUGUUGCUACCAACAUGUGGACAUGCGGCAAGCUGUAAUGUAUGGUAAUUGCAACUUCGAUCCAGAUGCACGCAUGGGUGUCGACUUGUCCUCCCGUUGCCCACAUUUGGUGGAGGAAAGCAGAGCGGCAUCCUGCGAUCUGUAGACGGG
Molecule: messenger RNA, 6881 nt
Organism: Astrephomene gubernaculifera
Lineage: Eukaryota; Viridiplantae; Chlorophyta; Chlorophyceae; Chlamydomonadales; Astrephomenaceae
Source: the annotation of a GenBank genome assembly